CAAGGGGAAUAAUAAAGUAUUACAGAAGUUAAUAGUAAGUACCAAGAUAUAAAGAUGGAAGAAUAAUAGACACGCCAAAACAUAAGCACCAACAACAAAAGGAAAUAGGUGCAAAGGCACAAAGGCCAAGUCCCACUUGGGUAGCAUAUAAAGCCUUAGAUCAUUGCUUUAGUUUAGGGUUCUUGAACAGCAGAAAUGACGACAUUCUGGGCAAGAUACUCCUUUGUUGUAGGGGGCUGUCUUGUGCACUGUAGGAUGUUUAGCAGUAUCCUUGGUCUUUACUCACUAGAUACCAGUAGCAACCCCCCCCCCAACAAAACUGUGACAACCAAAAGUCUCCCUACAUUGGCAAAUGUCCAGGGGAGAAGAGUCACCAAAAGGACCUCCGGUUGAGAAUCACUGCUCUACCUGGUCUAAAUAGUAAGUGGAUUUUCUGAGCAUCUCAUUAAGAAAUUAAAAAAAAAAAAACUUUUAGUGAAUGUUUUCCUGGCAACUGAUCUAUUUCCCAGAACUAGUCUUUCACUGAAAUGUCAAAAAUUGCAUGUAAUAGUAUUUUCCAGUUCCUUUAAAUGAACAUAAACAUGAUUCAGCGAGUGUAUUAUUAAGCAACUUUUGAGUGACUUAACAAUUUAUCAGAAAUAUUUUCCCUUUAAAUAACAUUUAAAUUGCUGCAUCAUUUGGUGUCAUUUUAUUACUUUGAAUCUUUCUGUGCGGUAGCCAAUUUCUACUUGUCUAAUGAUAUCAGACAAAUGGAAUUAAAAGCUUGUGUCUGCUUGUACACGUUUCAGUAGAGUUUUUUUAUAUAAAAUCGAGGGGAGGGACCCCUCUAAUAUGAAUUUGAAGUAACUCUGUUAGGGACUCCUUUUCUUUCUUUAACCUUUCCUUGGGAAGUCUGGAAUCCUUCAAGAAAUUGGCCAUUGGGCGGUAAGGACGAUAAUGAAUGAGCUCUGCAUCUGUGAGAAUCCUCAUCUCACAAUAACCUAAACCUUGAAGCUCCUGCUAGCUCAGUGGCUCAUAGUGCUGGCAGCCUGACUUGCAGUGGGGGAAACAGAAGGAGCUUUUUCUCCCUCCGCUCUACCCAGGAUCUUCUGGGAGUGAGGCAGGUGGCCAUAAUUAUUCUUAAACACGAUCGUUCCAUUUCUGAAAAAAGCCAAUCAAACCUGUAAUCAGGAGACUGGUCCACAGAUUACAGCACGGCCAUCAGCUGGGUGUCAAGUCUCCUCCUUCCUCCCCGUCCUGUUUCGGAGGUUUAUUUUUAAUGUGAUUAAUUUCAUUUGGAGGAGCCGGGAAGGUCACAUACCCCAGGAGAAUCACCUUGGUUUACCCUAUCUCUGAACUCAGGUGGAAGGGUUUCCUCAGUGGGUGGGACCUACACUUCAAAGCAGGAAAGCCAAGACAGUUUUCUGGCCGAGAUGGAAAAAUCCUCUUCCUUCAGAAAGUCUAAAGACGGGGUACGCUCAAAUAAGUCUUCGGCCAGCAAGUGAAUCUCUCUAACCGCUCUCUCCUCUUCCCCAGCGCCUCCUGCGUCCUUGCAACCCCAUUCCCAAUGCACGCGAGUGCGUGCGAGCAGACUCGGAGCUCGGCUCACAGGCCGGGAACUCUCCCUGGAGCACCCGCUAAAUAGCAAACAGAUGCCCAGCAUGCCAAAGAUCCCACCGACUGGGGCACCGCCUGGGACUCCCGGCCCGGCCGUUUCUGAAUGGAGGAAUGGCUGGCCCCACGACUGUUGCCUUAAACGAGCCGGUUUUGAAAGCAGAACAUUCCCUUUCGCGGGGGCGCCCCCUCUCUACCCCGGAGCCGCAGAGGAACUCUCCCUGCCUUUCUGUCGGCCACUCCUCCAGGCCCACUUCCCAAGCUCCGAAACGGUCCGCGACCCCUGACCUGGUUGCCAUCGUUGCACUCGCCCGCCCGGGCUGCGUGAGUCCCGAGCUGAUUCAGGUGGCGAAUUUAGGGCCCAACGAUCGCGCUCGGGGAGUUAGUUCUGAUGGCGCGGAUGUCCCCCCGAGGGUAAUCUCAGAGCGCGUCUCCGGAAGCCCGGAUCCCUAAGCCCCCUCACCUCACCCCCCAGCACUCGCAUCCCCGGGUAGCGGCCAGCAGGUGUGCUAUUCGCAGACCACCCUGCAGUCGAGGAGCCGGAGUGUGUCCUGCGCUCGUCUCCUUUCCGACACUGGAAAGCGCGCCGGGGCGCACCCAACAAAUCUCAUUAAUCCAAACAUCCUCGUCCGAAGUGUCCCAAGUUCGAGUUUGGCCCGACGGUCCCCUUCCCGCGUCGACGCUGGAAGCCUCUUCUGCUAGGGCUUUCCCUUCGGACCCGAAGGGGCGCGCGCGGCGGGGCGCGGGAUCCGCCUCUUCCCCGGGCUCUGGCUGGGCGGGGGUGGGUAGGCAGGGACCUGCAUCUGAUUAGCUGGGAGGGGGAAGCCGUGGUCGCAACCGCUCGCUCCUGUCUCCCAAGCUUCUGGGGGAGGAGGAGGAGGAGGAGGAAGAAGAGGUGGAGGAGGACCGAGACAGAGAGCUAGAGCCGGGGUCCCCGUCACUGAGCACCCGGGUCAAGGUUGGAGCUACCGCCGCCGCCGCCUUCCGGCUCUCGAGUCGCCCUCGCCCCGGGCCCAGCCAUGGGUCCCCCUUCCAGCUCCGGCUUCUACGUGAGCCGCGCGGUCGUCGUGCUGCUGGCCGGGCUGGCGGCCGCGCUCCUGCUGGCGCUGGCCGUGCUCGCCGCCCUGUACGGCCGCUGCGCGCGAGUCCCGCCGUCGGAGCUUCUCCACCGCGGAGUCCCGGGCGCCGCGCCCUCCCGGCCCAGCACGCAGGAGGAGCCGCGGCCCACCGGGCACACCCGCCCCACCCGUGAGCCGGCGGGGACGACCACCCCGGGCAACGGGCGCCCUCCGGGACCCUGGGACCAGCUGCGCCUGCCGCCUUGGCUCGUGCCACUGCACUACGAGCUGGAGCUGUGGCCCCGGCUGCGGCCGAACGAGUCCUGGGCUCCGACGUUGACCUUCACCGGCCGCGUGAACAUCACGGUGCGCUGCACCGUGGCCACCGCGCGGCUGCUGCUGCACAGCCUCUUCCUGGAGUGUGAGAGCGCCGAGGUGCGGGGUCCUCUCUCCUCCGGCACCGGGGACCGCACGGCGGGCCGCGUGCCGGUGGACGACGUGUGGGUCGCGUUCGACACGCAGUACCUGGUGCUGGAGCUCGGCGGCGCUCUGCAGCCCGGGGGCCGGUAUGAGCUACAGCUCAGCUUCUCCGGCCUGGUGUACCAGGAUCUCAGGGAGGGACUCUUCUUCAACGUCUACACGGACCAGGGGGAGCGCAGGGCCCUGUUAGCGUCUCAGAUGGAACCCACAUUUGCCAGGAGUGUGUUUCCUUGUUUUGAUGAGCCAGCUCUAAAGGCAACUUUUAAUAUUACAAUUAUUCAUCACCCAAGCUAUGUGGCCCUUUCCAACAUGCCAAAACUAGGUCAGUCUGCAAGGAGAGAUGCGAAUGGAAGCACAUGGACAGUCACCACGUUUUCCACCACGCCCCACAUGCCAACUUACUUAGUGGCCUUGGCCGUAUGUGACUAUGCCCACGUGGACAGAACCGAAAGGGGCAAGGAGAUACGCAUCUGGGCCCGGAAAGACGCCAUCGCGAACGGAAAUGCAGACUUUGCUUUGAACCUCACAGGUCCCAUCUUCUCUUUUCUGGAAGAUUUAUUUAAUAUUAGUUACCCUCUUCCUAAAACAGAUAUAAUUGCCUUGCCUACUUUUGACAACAGUGCAAUGGAAAAUUGGGGACUAUUGAUAUUCGAUGAGUCAUUAUUGCUGAUGCAACCAAAUGAUCAAGUAACAGACAAAAAGGCUGUGAUCUCCUUCAUUCUCUCCCAUGAGAUCGGACAUCAGUGGUUUGGAAAUUUGGUUACCAUGAAUUGGUGGAACGAUAUCUGGCUCAAAGAGGGUUUUGCAUCUUAUUUUGAAUUUGCAGUAAUUAACUACUUCAAUCCUAAAUUCCCAAGAAAUGAGAUCUUUUUUUCUAACAUUUUACAUAAUGUCCUCAGUGAAGAUCACGCCCUGGUGUCUAGAGCUGUGUCCUUGAAGGUGGAAAAUUUCACAGAAACCAGUGAAAUAAAUGAGCUCUUUGACUUAUUUACUUACAACAAGGGAGCAUCUUUGGCCCGAAUGCUUUCUAGCUUCCUGAAUGAGAAUUUAUUUCUCAGUGCGCUCAAGUCAUAUUUGAAGACAUUUUCUUACUCAAAUGCUGAGCAAGAUGAUUUAUGGAGGCAUUUUCAAAUGGUCAUCGAUGACCAGAAUAAAAUUCUUUUGCCAGCGACAGUAAAAAGCAUAAUGGACAGUUGGACCCGCCAGAGUGGUUUUCCAGUUAUCACCUUAAAUGUAUCCACUGGUGCCAUCAAACAAGAGCCAUUUUAUCUUGGAAAGGUUAAAAAUGAGACUCUCCUAGCCCACAAUGACACAUGGAUUGUACCUAUUCUUUGGAUUAAAAAUGGAAUUACACAGUCUCUAGUCUGGCUAGAUAAAAGCAGCAAAAUAUUCCCUGAAAUGCAAGUUUCAGCUUAUGAUCACGACUGGGUGAUUCUAAAUUUGAAUAUGACUGGAUAUUACAGAGUUAACUAUGAUACAUUAGGUUGGAAGAAGCUAAAUCAACAGCUUGAAAAAGAUCCUAAGGCUAUUCCUGUUAUCCACAGGCUGCAGCUGAUUGACGAUGCCUUUUCCUUGUCUAAACACAGUUAUAUUGAGAUUGAAACAGCCCUUGAUUUAACCAAGUACCUUGCUGAAGAAGAUGAAAUCAUAGUAUGGUACGCGGUCUUGGUGAACCUGGUAACCAAGGAUCUUGUUUUUGAUGCGAACAGCUAUGAUAUGUACCCAUUAUUAAAGAAGUAUCUGUUAAAGAGACUUAUCUCGAUAUGGAAUAUGUAUUCAACUGUCAUUCGUGAAAACGUGGCAGUGUUACAAGACGACUAUUUAGCCCUAGUAGCCCUGGAAAAACUUUUUGAAACUGCAUGCUGGUUGGGCCUUGAAGACUGUCUUCAGCUGUCAAGAGAACUCUUCAAAAACUGGGUGAACCAUCCAGAGAAUGAAAUACCUUCUCCGAUUAAAAGUGUAAUUUUAUGCUAUGGCGUCGCCUUGGGAAGUGAGGAAGAGUGGGACUUUCUGUUAAAUAUGUACACUAAUAAAACAAAGGAAGAAGAAAGGAUUCAACUCACUUAUGCAAUGAGCUGCAGUAAAGACCCAUGGAUACUUAACAGAUAUAUGGAGUAUGCCAUUACUGCAUCGCCUUUCGCUUUUAAUGAAACAAAUAUCGUUGAGGUUGUGGCAGCAUCUGAAGUGGGCCGGUACAUUGCAAAGGACUUUCUAGUCAACAACUGGCAAGCUGUGAGUGAAAGGUACGGAACACAAUCGCUGGUUAGUCUCAUGUAUAUAAUAGGGAGAACCAUAAGUACAGACUUGCAGAUCACAGAGCUGCAGCAGUUUUUUGGCAACAUGUUGGAAGAGCACCAGAGGCUCACAGUCCACGCGAAAUUACAGACAAUAAAGAAGAAAAAUCUGGAAAACAAAACACGCAAUGCCAGGAUGAUGGCAUGGCUACGGAAGAACACAUAACCGGCGCCCCUCCUGCCUGCUAGAAUGGAUUUCACUCACACUUUUAUCUCCCAGGGCUUCGUGAGUCUGCAAAACCACAUGUGUUGUUAUUUGUAUGUCAGUCACAUUUGCUCCUCAGGGUCCUUCCUGUUCUUCCCAGGCUGUCCCCUUUGGCCCCAAGGCUCACUGAUUCCCCAGGACGUUGCCAACCCAGGGGAUGAUUUUACUUUCCUGUUGGGCUGUGAAGCCACAGAAUUUACUCGGGGUGCCUUGUAAAAACAAAUUUACCUUAGAAAGCCUUGCUUAUUCUGUUGUGAAAGCCAGCAGAAUACUGGAUCAUUGGCCAACUGAGCACAUCUUCUCUGAGGGAAAACACAGACUUGCAAUACUCUGGAUUUUAUGUAGUUCAUUAUUUAAAAGCGUCAUUAGCAAAUAACACAACAGUGUAAAGAAAGAGAAACCAGACAAAUAAUACUCACUAGGACCUAGAGAAGCCAAGGAAACAUUUUAAAAAGAAGGAACAGCUCAUCCUAGGAGCCAUGUGAAGUGCCUGAAGGGCCAGACAUGGGUCUUCUGUCCAUUUCUCUCUUCCCACAGGGCCUAUCACAUUGUGCCACACAUUACAGGCCACUGAAGUUUAGGGUGUCACAAAAAGCCAGGAUCGCAGGAUCCGUGACGUGCCCUUCAGAUUGUGGAGGCCCGAAGGAACCUUCCUGAAGCCGGAGACUGCAUCCCCACCUGUGGGCCGGGCACUCACUCAGCCCAAGUUUAUGAACAAAAAUAAGGGUGUCAACAGACAGUAGCCAUAAGGGACUGAUUUUCAGCACAAAGGGAAGUGGUCAAAUAAAGAGAAAGAGAACAAAAAGCCUAACCACAGCAGACUCUUUACAGCUCUGCACUCAGGGCAUGAAGUCAGAAAUGUGGUUCCAUUUGGCCAAACUGAACCUGCUUGUAAGUGGGGACAACUUGAAACGCAUUCUUCAGUUGCAGCGUUGGGAGUUGGCUUAGAUCGGUUACCCCGGAUUGAAUCGAGAUGGCUAAGGCAAAUCAUCCCACCCUAGACUUUGUGUGUGUUUAAUUCUGUGUCUUCAUUUUGAUUUUGUUUUUGUAGAAAGGGGCUAAGGCUACAGAUCUCCGAUCUACCUCAGAGGGAUGUAAAAAUUAAGAGAGGCUUUAAAAUACGUUGUAUGAGCUCAAGGCCUUGUGAUCUAGGGUUUUCUCCCCCUCCCUCUUGUGUAAGUCGAUGCAGCCACAAAUGAAGAUGCAAAAAACCAGAGUUGGCUUUUGUAUUCGCUUCACAAGAAGAUGCUCCCUGAGUGAGCAGGAGGCCAUGGGACGUGGCCCCAAAACCAACCAAAGCGCUGCCUCCUCAGACUUUGACCAUGGGUCAUAGGUCAGAGAGCUUUUUCCUUAAAUUUAGAAAUGUACAACUUAAGCAA
Molecule: messenger RNA, 7009 nt
Organism: Zalophus californianus (California sea lion)
Lineage: Eukaryota; Metazoa; Chordata; Mammalia; Carnivora; Otariidae
Gene: LVRN
Product: laeverin
Exons: 20
Coding region: 2613-5591 (992 amino acids)
Biological process (GO): proteolysis; peptide catabolic process
Cellular component (GO): cytoplasm
Molecular function (GO): metalloaminopeptidase activity; zinc ion binding; peptide binding
Source: RefSeq, a predicted model, not a curated record